AUGUUCGGAAAGUCGAAGGGUGCUUCCAACAAGAGCAAGGGCAUCAGCCCCGAGCUUGAAGCUGUCCUGCCUAAGGAUGGCCUCCCAUGGUACAAGAAGUCACAUCUGAGAUGGCUCAACUACUACUGCGUCUUCUUGGGCCUUUUGUGCGCCGCGAACGGAUACGAUGGAUCGAUGAUGAACGGGUUGUUGGCUCUGCCUCAAUGGAUGAAUUUCAUGGACCAACCGAAAGGCGCCUGGCUGGGUUUCAUCAACGCCGUUCAGUCCUUGUCGACUAUGCUUGCUUACCCUGCGGUCGCCUAUUUCGCCAAUCGAUGGGGCCGUAAGAAAGGCCUGUUCGUGGGAUAUGCCUUCUUGGUCCUCGGCUCUAUGCUGCAGGCUUUCACUCCCAACAAGACGGGCUUCAUUCUCGGACGGCUGUUCAUCGGUCAACCUAGUGGUUGGUGGGGUGGUCUUGCACCUGUUCUCAUCACUGAGCUGGCGUAUCCAACCCACCGUGGAAUCCUUACAGCGCUUUACAACUGUGGUUGGUUCGUCGGUAGCUCGUUCGCUGCUUGGGUAACAUACGGCACCCGAAACUACGACAGCACAUGGGCUUGGCGCAUUCCCUCCCUUCUUCAAAUCGCCGUUCCGAUCGUCGUUCUCCCAGCCGCCAUUUUGGUCCCCGAAUCGCCCCGCUUCUUGGUCUCAAAGGGUCGGAUUGCGGAAGCGCGCAGGAUCCUUGUCAAGCUCCACGGCGGUGGCGACGAACAUUCCUUGCUGGUCGACUUCGAGAUGGCUGAGAUCGAGCGGGCGAUCGAAGACGACAAGGCUGCGGGCGAGACUUCUUCUUGGAUGGAGAUGUUCAAAACCCCUGGAAACAGGCAUAGAGCCUUUAUUUCAAUUACGCUUGGUCUGCUGGCUCAAUGGGGCGGAAACAACUUGGUCAGCUACUACCUCGCAGACGUCCUCAAAGCAGUCGGAAUCACGUCGAUUACGGACCAAACCAUCAUCAACGGCUGCUUGCAGAGUUGGAACCUGGUCAUGGCAGUCUCGGCUGCCAUGUCCGUCGAUAGAGUCGGCCGUCGCUUCUUGUUCCUCACCAGUGUUCUGGGUAUGCUCACCAGUUAUAUCAUUCUUUCGGGUUUGAAUGGUGGCUUCGCCACAACAGGAAAAGCAUCGGUCGGCCUUGCGGUGGUUCCCUUCCUGUACAUCUACUACAGCUUUUACGACAUUGCAUUUACACCCCUUAUUGUAUCAUACCCCGCCGAGAUCUGGCCGUACCAGCUGCGUGCCCGCGGCACCGCCUUGACGCAAAUGUCUACGUAUUUCGGAAUUUUCUUCAAUGUUUUCGUCAAUCCAAUCGCCUUCGACGCAAUGGGUUGGAAAUAUUACCUUGUGUUCGUCGUCAUUCUGAUCAUCGGAACGGUGAUCAUUUACUUCUUCUACCCCGAGACUAGGGGUCACACGCUGGAGGAAAUGGCUGUCAUUUUCGACGGAGAGUCAGCAAGGGUUACUGAUACCUUUGUAUCCGGAGACGACAAGAGAGCCGGAGUUACGCAACAUCACGAGAGCGCAUGA
This is a messenger RNA of Colletotrichum siamense, 1560 nucleotides long. Its product is annotated as Lactose permease. Gene Ontology annotation, biological process: carbohydrate transport; transmembrane transport. Gene Ontology annotation, molecular function: carbohydrate:proton symporter activity. Gene Ontology annotation, cellular component: membrane. Lineage: Eukaryota; Fungi; Ascomycota; Sordariomycetes; Glomerellales; Glomerellaceae. The transcript is spliced from 5 exons. The record is from RefSeq and is a predicted model, not a curated record. Bases 1 to 1560 code for a protein of 519 amino acids.